Molecule: messenger RNA, 7448 nt
Organism: Betta splendens (Siamese fighting fish)
Lineage: Eukaryota; Metazoa; Chordata; Actinopteri; Anabantiformes; Osphronemidae
Product: A disintegrin and metalloproteinase with thrombospondin motifs 7
Exons: 24
Coding region: 233-5296 (1687 amino acids)
Biological process (GO): extracellular matrix organization; proteolysis
Cellular component (GO): extracellular matrix
Molecular function (GO): metalloendopeptidase activity
Source: RefSeq, a predicted model, not a curated record
AGUUGUCAGUGGGCGACGGGAGGAGACGGAUGGGGGACAGACGGUAGCGACAUGGAACCGCGUCCCGAACCCUGAGGUCCAGUGAAGGCGCAGUCUGCAGACGAUGCUCGGGCCCGGACCCGGACCCGGACCCGGAUCAGAGCCACGAGCGCGCGCAGCCCAGGUGGACGUGGACUGACGCUGGUAGAAACACAGUAGAUGUUCCGAACGCCUCCAGCGGCGUCCUGACGUCAUGGCCCGUCCGUCCUGCGGCCGCUGCGCGUCUCAGCGAGGACUUCCUCCCAUUCACGCCGUCGUCGCGCUCCUCGCCGCCCUGGGAAGCUGCGCAGCGCUGGCGACGUCCCGUGCACCAGCAGGGACUUUUCUGCAGGAUCUGCCCGAGUACGAAGUGGUUCACCCCACUCGAGUGGAUGCCAAAGGUCGCUUCCUGUCCCACUUCCUGUCCCACACUGCUCGGCGCGUGCAGCGCCGCGAGGCUGCGCGGGAGCCCGACUCGGACCGGGUCUUCUACCAGCUGUGGCACCGCGGCCGCCGGCUGCACUUUGACCUCACCCUCAACCGGCGCUUGCUGGCGCCGGGCUUCCUGACGGAGACGAGGUCCGGGGGCCUGGACCGGGCCCGGCUCCGCCCGCCCGCAUCCGCCCUGUGCCACUUCUUAGGGGAGGUGUGGGACGAGGCCGCGGUCAAGGGGAGCGCAGCCAUGAGCACCUGUGACGGACUGACAGGACUGUUCGGGUUCUCGGGCCAGGAGUUUUUCAUUCAGCCUUUGGAGCAGUGGAGCGACGCAGGCUCCGGGUCACCGGCUCACGCCGUCUACAGGCGUCACGUGUCUCCUCCCGCCUGGAACCCACUCCUGCAGCCGACCUCAGGGAAACGAGCUGUCAACGGUACCUGCGGAGUCAAAGGUUCGCAUCAAGCUUUUGAAGACGAACGGGAACGCUGGGAGCGGCGGCAGCGGAGGCGCAGGAAGCGACUCCGCCAGCGCUCAGUCAGCAGAGAGAAGUGGGUGGAGACGCUGGUGGUGGCCGACCCCAAGAUGGUUCAGCAUCACGGCAGCAAAGCUGUGGAACGCUACGUCCUGGCUGUCAUGAACAUCGUAGCAGGUCUGUAUCAAGAUCCGAGCAUUGGAAAUGCAAUCAACAUCGUAGUGGUUCGACUCGUCCUCCUGGAGAAAGACGAGGACGACCUGAAGAUCACGCACCACGCCGACAACAGCCUCAACAGCUUUUGUAAGUGGCAGAAGAAGCUGAACACGAAGGGCGACGAGCACCCGGUCCACCACGACGUGGCCGUUCUGCUCACCAGGAAGGACAUCUGCUCGGCCGUCAACGCGCCCUGUGAGACUCUGGGCCUGUCGCACGUGGAGGGGAUGUGUCAGCCGCAUCGCAGCUGCAGCAUCAGCGAGGACACGGGCCUCCCGCUGGCCUUCACCGUCGCACACGAGCUGGGCCACAACUUUGGGAUUCCGCAUGACGGCAACGGUAAUGACUGUGAACCCAUUGGGAAACACCCUUUCAUCAUGUCUCCACAGCUCCUGUACGGCACCUCGCUGCCCAGGUGGUCUCGCUGCAGCCGCCGCUACAUCACCCGCUUCCUGGACCGGGGCUUCGGCUCGUGUCUGGAUGAUGCCCCGGCGAAGGAUAAGCUGUCUCUGAACGCGGCGCUUCCUGGGGUUCUGUACAGCGCUACUCAUCAGUGCCGGCUGCAGUAUGGGUCCGGCUCCCUGCUCUGUGGUGACGUGGAUGACGUCUGCAGAACCCUGUGGUGCACCGUGGGAGCCACCUGCCACUCCAAGCUGGACGGCGCCGUGGACGGGACCGGCUGUGGCGAGAACAAGUGGUGCUUCGGGGGCGAGUGUGUGGCGCUCGGGUUCCACCCCCCACGCGUCGACGGCGGCUGGGCCUCGUGGAGCGAGUGGUCGACCUGUUCCAGGACGUGUGGCGGCGGCAUCGAGAGCGCCCGGAGGGAGUGCGACAGCCCAGUUCCCAGGUUCAGGGGGAAGUACUGUCUGGGCGAGCGGCAGCGCCACCGCACGUGCCGCACGGCGCCCUGUCCCCACCAGCGCCCGUCCUUCAGGGACCUGCAGUGCAGCGAGUUCGACGCCAGGCCGUACAAGGGCCGCUUCUACACCUGGGAGGCCGUCAUCAGCAAAGUCCACCCGUGUGAGCUGCACUGCCGCCCGCUGAACGAGCGCUUCUCUGAGAAGAUGCGGGACGCCGUCAUCGACGGGACGCCGUGCGACGACGCCAGCGCCGGCCGGGACGUGUGCAUCAGCGGCGUGUGUAAGAACAUAGGCUGCGACCACGUGAUCGACUCCACGGCGGUGGAGGAUCGCUGCGGCGUGUGUCACGGGAACGGAUCCACCUGCACGACUGUGAGGAGGACGUUCGAGGACAGAGACGGACUCGGGUACGUGGACAUUGGACUGAUCCCAGGCGGCGCCUGGGACAUUCGCAUCGAGGAGGUGGCGGAAGCGGGGAACUAUUUGGCGCUACGGAGCGACAACGCCGACAGGUAUUUCCUGAACGGAGGCUGGACCAUCCAGUGGAGCGGAGAGUACAGGGCGGCUGGGGCGGUCUUCAGCUACGUGAGGACGGGACACCUGGAGAACCUGGUGUCCCCUGGACCCACCGUGGAGCCUCUGUGGAUCCAGCUUCUGUUUCAGGAGAAGAAUCCAGGCGUGCGGUACGAAUACACCAUCAAUCGCAACGCAGCCGAGGACGACGAGGCGUCGGCGCUUUUCUUCUGGAAAUACGGUUCCUGGACCGAGUGCAGUGUUUCCUGUGGGGCAGGUGUUCAGAGGCAGAUCGUUCACUGUGUGGAGAAGACCACUGGGAUGGUGGAGGAGACCCACUGUGACCCUUUAACCCGACCUGCUGAGAACCAAACCCGCUGUGACAGGGAUCCGUGUCCCGCCCUGUGGUGGGUCGGCGAGUGGCAGAGGUGCUCGGCGAGCUGCGGCGCCGCCGGCGUGGCCGUAAGGACGGUGCUGUGCGUCCGCGCGCUGAGCGUGGACGAGCAGAGGACUCUGACGCCCAGCGACUGCGGCCACGUCCCCCGGCCCGAGGCCCUGUCCUCCUGCAACACGCAGGUGCGCUGCCCCUCGGACUGGGCGGCUGGCGGCUGGUCCAAGUGCUCUCUGAGCUGUGGAGGCGGCGUCCGCCGCCGUAACGUGACCUGCUCCAGGAACACGGGGGUCGACUGCGACCCCCAGAAGAAGCCUCCGGCGCUCUCGGCCUGUCAGCUCCACCGAUGCCCCGCGCUCCUGGAUAAUUUCGGAGACAUGGACAUUUCAGGGAGCGGGUUUUCCAGCACAGAAGUCCUGAACGAGAUCAACUCCAUACCCGAAGCCAAGCCUCCCAAACACAGCAGAGCUCAACCACUGAAUCCUAAUUACGCACAUCACAGCGCUGAGGCAGAUGUUCACAACAACAAGAUUGAAAACGUCGACAGAGUUGUUCAAGUCGAUGACUUUUACUACGACUAUAACUUCAUCGACUUUCAUGAAGACUUGUCGGAUGACUUUGGGAGCGACGGCGGGGACGCGCUCUCAUUUAAUGCUUCACAGGAGGAAAGUCCAACAAACAGUGUAAAAGGAAACGUCGCCACGGAAACAGGAGCGCCCACAGCUUCUUCAAAGCCCACUUUGAGAAGUGAGGAGACGAGGAGGAGGAAUCUGGACAGCGCGGAGGAAUCCUCUGAAGACGACUUUCUCUCCGAGGACUUCCUUCUGCCGGUGUCCAGCUCUGCUCCGCCGCCGUCCACGACGCAGCAUCCACAAGGACCGGACAGACGUGAGGCUCGGAGGCCUGAGAGCACCAGCACAGCGCCUCUUUUCUCUACGAAGGAGCCGUCACGGGAUGCGAGAACGGGACAACACGGGGACAGUUUAACGGAGGAGGACGAUGUGAGAGCGGCUCCUCAGCAUCAGACCACUAUCAACCCCGUCGCCCAAACAGCGGCUGGGAUGGACGAGCAGAGUGCACUGGGUCCAGACGCCUUCACAAACCAGGACGUUGUGGAAAGUCCAGAACCUGAAGUUCAGCUGGACGGAAGUGUUUCAGAAAUACCUCAAUCAACCACCGGGUCGACGCAGCUCCCAGAAGCCUUGAACCUGGACCCCGUGGCCUCGCAUCAGACUCUGCUUCUUCUGUCUUCUAACCUUGACCUCAGCACAACCUCACUUCCUGCCUCGGAGGAAUCCACUCGGUCCCACGGUUCCUUUCAGCAGAUCUCAGGGAUGGAGGAGGCUGCAGCCUCCGCGUCGUCUGAUGGGACAGAAAGCAGGUCUCCUGCACAGCUGGAGGGAGACGCUUCGCCUUCUGCCUCAGACCCGAUGCUCACUGAGCCUGGACCUGGAACUGACUCCACAUCUCAGCCUGCUGUGGGAGGCAGCAGCAGCUCCUUUGCAGGAACGCCGCCCGGUACAGCUGCUCCUCCUCCUCCUCCUCCUCCUCUGUGGCCCGUUCCAGUAGCGACCACUGCUGCCUACUGGGUCGCUGGCAGCUGGAGUGAUUGCUCCACCACCUGUGGCCUCGGCGCCGUCUGGAGGACUUUAUCUUGCAGCACCGGUUCAGACGCCGACUGCGAUCCGGCCGAGAGGCCGGCGCCGGCUCAGCAGUGCUACCUGCGCCCCUGCUCCGUGUGGAAGGUUGGCGAGUGGAGUAAGUGCUCCAGCAACUGUGAGGGUGGCGUUAAGUCCCGAGAGCUCCACUGUACCGACAUGCGGGAUCAAAGGCUUCUCCGACCUUUCCACUGCAGGGCCACGUCCCCCAGGCCACAGACACGGGCCCCCUGUAACCUCCAGCCGUGUCUCCAGUGGUACAGCUCCUCGUGGGGUCAGUGCUCUGAGUUGUGUGGAGGAGGUGAGCAGCAGCGAAUAGUCACCUGCCCUGAGGACGACCGCUGUGACAGGGCCCUUCAGCCCAGCAACAUCCAAGCCUGUAAUACUCAGACGUGCUUUCAGUGGCUCACUGGUUCCUGGGGACAGUGUUCCGCUUCCUGCGGCGCCGGAGUUCAGCACAGACUCAUCAAAUGUGUUGACACGAAGGCGGAGGCAGACGAGGACGUGGAUGCAGCUCAGUGCGACCAGGAGCUCAGACCUGAGAGCACCCAGAAGUGUCACAUCCAGGAGUGUGAGAGCACAGCUGGAGGCGUUUGCCUCCGUGACAGGCUCCCCGUUCGUCUGUGCCAGACGCUUCGCUGGCUCCGACGCUGCCUCCAACCCACCGUCCGCGCUCAGUGCUGCCGAAGCUGCAGCCAGCGCUCGCGUCCCAGCGGCGCGUCCCAGCGCUGAGGAGCCGAGGAGCCGAGGAGCCGAGACGCUGAGGAGCCGCCAGCCGCUCGCUGCUGAUGAGACGACGACAUCUGAGCCCGGUCCGACUUUUCCACUUUACACACACACACACACACAAGUCCGUAUUUACAUCUUUACAUCUAGGUGGGGACUCACCAUUAACAUAUUGCCUUCCCUAGCCCUUAACCAUGACAACUAAAGGCAUCAAACCUUUGCUCUAAUCCGAAGAAAAACUCAAUUCUAACCUCAGCCCUAAAAUCACAUGUUGACCAUUAAAGCCAUCGGACUGUUGGGGACCUCCUAAGUGUCCCCACGUUGUCACCUUGAUAGGAAAAACAUGGUUUCUGGUCCCCACGUCAAAGGAAAAACAAGUACACACCCAACACACGUACACACACACGAUGCUUUUGAAGCCGCUCCUAAACAGCUGCAUAGUUAUUUAUUACACAGGGCUGAAGUUAAUUGGGAACAUUACAAAGUGUAGCCUCUCUCUUUUUGCAAAACAAUGAGAAUGUAAAUAUUCAUUUGGAAUUUUCAUAAUGUACUGAAUGACAUGUUAUGAAUCUAGAGUAAUUUGUAGAUAAGUAAUUUUAGAUACCAGGCUACAAAAGAGAAGAUUCUCUCUGUGGCAGGUUUAAAAUGCAUUAUUAACCAGUUAUUAAAGCUUUCAUUACACUGACAGCAGCAAACUGUGCAGGUUCUGAACAGUGGUGUGGUUUUAUGUGGACUCUAGGGCAUCGAUAAAGGGAAAAUGUCGAUGCAGACGCCUUGUCCACGUUAACAGGAAAACACUCAGUCACCAAUUCUCCUUUAAACAUUUAUUAUUACAAGCAAAGUGCUCAAAAUCCCCAAAUGGUGCUUUUCUGAAAGCUUCUUCAUAAUCCCUGAAGAUGAAAAGGAAAACAAAUCUAUCCACUUUAAAAGCCUGUUUCUCAGCUAAUACUGAACUUCCUGGGUUUCAGGAGUCGUUCUUGUUUGUGUGUGUCAGGAACAAAUGUGUGACGUCACACACUUUAAUAUGAGUCAUAAUUGGAAAACAUCAUCAAGCUUUAAUAAAGUGUAUGAAGGAACUAGUACAAAACCUCCUGAGUUCCCUGUGCAGGAGCAGAACUCUGGUUUUCAGAGUCAUUGUUAGCAGCGACACGUUUAGGUUCAGUUCAGGCUUUUCAGCAGGAAAUGAGAAGCGGCUCAAACUUAUUAUUGGCGUCCAGGCGAGGCAGCAGCAGCGCGUCGCCGGCUCCUACGAGCCUUCAGGAAGGUUCACGAGUUGAAAAGCCUUUUGAUGCAUUGAAUAAAACAUUUUAAGGAGGAAGAAAAUCUAUUUUGUGUAAAACAUUGUAAAGAUAAGACCGAAGCUCGUCUCAUGAAUAAAGGUGAGGAAACGGCGCUGCAGCUUUAAAGUCCGCUGAAAGUCGUAUUCCUUUAAGUUUUUUCCUCCUCUCCUUGAAGUUUACAGGUUGGUUGUUGGAAACGAGCUGAAAGUUCAGUUUGAUGCAGCUCAGAUCUCAGAUGUCCUCAGGUGAUCGAACCGUUAACCUUCAUUCUCUGGUGCUACGCUGCCGCUGCAGCAAAUGCGGAGUUUACAGGAAAAUACAAAGACAGGUCUGAGAUGAUGACAUCUGACCUCGGUACAUAACCAACCGUACAGUUUGCAUAGCAGCAACUGGGACCAGCGCGAAAACACGAGUUACUCCCAGACAGGAAGUGUAUAAGUGCAUGUAAGACACACAGAAUAUGUUGUGCUUGUAAAACCAGCGAUGCCUCCUGACUUUCACUGAUGAACUGGAUAAUCAUGGGAGGAAAAUAGCGAAGGGCCGGUGUCACUGACUGCAUCUGCGUUUCAUUUCCAAACAUGUUGCCGCUCUCUGAUGUGACUGCGUGACUCCAAUCGUCUGCUGUUGGUUUAUGUUUGUUGGUUACUAAGCACAAAGUGUGGCCGUCAGCCUGAACCACGUUCUUCAGGAAGGAAAAACUGAACGUUUCAGAGAACUUUAAUCUGUUAAAGCAGCCACGGAUCCAAAACAUUCCCACUGUAAACUUCAUUUAAAUAAGCAGUUGAUACCAAACAUCUCUUUCUUGAUUAAUCAGUGACGUUAUUACAUAUGGAUAUUCAUAUGCUGAGCUUUAUACUAAAUAAAACAUGUCAAACUGG